AUGCCCGUGGUUGGCUGUAGCCGUCUGCCCUGCUGUGCCGCCAUGCUGCGCCAUCAUCUUCCUUUUUGUGCUGGCCAACUUCACCAUGGCAACCUUCAUGGAUGCUGGUGUCCUCCCAAUGGCUAACGAGGACGAGGACAAAGACGACGAGUUCCGCGCUCCGCUGUACAAGAACGUGGAUGUGAGGGGCGUCCAGGUGCGGAUGAAGUGGUGUGCUUCGUGCCAUUUCUACAGACCUCCGCGCUGCUCGCACUGCAGCGUCUGCGACCAUUGUGUGGAGGACUUUGAUCAUCACUGUCCCUGGGUGAACAACUGCAUCGGGAGACGCAACUACCGCUACUUCUUCCUGUUUCUGUUGUCGCUGACAGUUCACAUGAUCUGUGUCUUCACCUUUGGCCUCAUAUACGUCCUGCAACACAUGGAGGAGUUAUGGAAGCUGCACUGCACUGUCACUUUGGUCGUGAUCAGUAUUUCAGGGCUGUUUCUGAUCCCGGUCCUGGGUCUCACUGGAUUCCACUUGUACCUGGUGUCGAGAGGACGCACCACAAAUGAACAAGUAACUGGGAA
Molecule: messenger RNA, 567 nt
Organism: Paralichthys olivaceus (Japanese flounder)
Lineage: Eukaryota; Metazoa; Chordata; Actinopteri; Pleuronectiformes; Paralichthyidae
Source: RefSeq, a predicted model, not a curated record